Molecule: messenger RNA, 2147 nt
Organism: Anguilla rostrata (American eel)
Lineage: Eukaryota; Metazoa; Chordata; Actinopteri; Anguilliformes; Anguillidae
Gene: smox
Product: spermine oxidase
Exons: 7
Coding region: 174-1787 (537 amino acids)
Molecular function (GO): polyamine oxidase activity
Source: RefSeq, a predicted model, not a curated record
UAUUUAUUCAGUGAGUAGGCAGCGACAUCAGAGAACUGGCUUCUUCUGGUUUUACGGCACACAUAAAUACAAAGCGGAGUCUGAGACAAGAGGAAAACACAAAGAGAGGCGUACAGACGCUUUAUGCUGAAGACGACCGCAGUGAGGUCCCCUAACAGAAGAGCUUUGGCGGAAUGCAAAGUUGUGAAAUAUCUUCAGACAGCACUGAUGACCCCCUUUGUAGCGGCCCACGCGGACUUCGGCAGCCUCGAAUAGUAGUCGUCGGCGCGGGCUUGGCCGGCCUCGCUGCGGCGAAGACCCUCCUGGAGAACGGCUUCGCGGAUGUGACUGUCCUCGAGGCGUCGGAUCGAGUCGGAGGCAGAGUGCAAAGCGUUCAGCACGGACAAACCACUUUGGAACUCGGAGCCACCUGGAUCCACGGUGCCCAUGGCAACCCGGUCUUCCACUUGGCGGAGGACAAUGGCCUUCUGGAGCACACCACAGACGGGGAGAGGAGCGUGGGCCGCAUCAGCCUGUACACCAAGAAUGGUGUGGCCCACUACCAGACUAACAACGGAAAGAGGAUCCCCAAGGACCUGGUGGAGGAGUUCAGCGACCUGUACAACGAGGUAUAUGACCUGACUCAGGAGUUCUUCCAGAACGGGAAGCCGGUGGGAGCCGAGAGCCAGAACAGCGUGGGGAUCUUCACCCGUGAUGUCGUCCGCAAGAAGAUCAUGCUGGACCCGGACGACUCGGAGAACACCAAGAGGCUCAAGCUGUCCAUGCUGCAGCAGUACCUCAAGGUGGAGAGCUGCGAGAGCAGCUCGCCCAACAUGGACGAGGUGUCGCUCAGCGAGUUCGGGGAGUGGACGGAAAUCCCGGGCGCCCACCACGUCAUCCCCGGCGGCUUCAUCCAGGUGGUGGAGCUGCUGGCCGAGGCCGUGCCCGCCCGGGUGGUGCGGCUCAACCGGCCCGUCCGCCGCGUCCACUGGAACCACUCGCGGCAGGAGGAGAUCGCCGACCACAACGGCGACCGCCGGGCCGCCCCGCUGGGCCACCCCAUCCAGCUGGAGUGCGAGGACCGCGAGUUCAUCCCCGCCGACCACGUCAUCGUCACCGCCUCCCUGGGCGUGCUGAAGAAGAGCCACGAGAGCCUGUUCUCCCCGGGGCUGCCCGAGGACAAGGUGCAGUCCAUCCAGAAGCUGGGCAUCAGCACCACCGACAAGAUCUUCCUGGAGUUCGCCGAGCCCUUCUGGAGCCCCGAGUGCAACAGCAUCCAGUUCGUCUGGGAGGACGAGGCGCAGCUGGAGCAGCCGGCCUACCCGGAGGAGCUGUGGUACCGCAAGAUCUGCAGCUUCGACGUGCUGUACCCGCCCGAGCGCUACGGCUACAUGCUGUGCGGCUGGAUCUGCGGCGACGAGGCCCUGCUCAUGGAGCGCUGCGACGACGAGACGGUGGCCGAGACCUGCACCGAUCUGCUGCGCAAGUUCACAGGGAACCCCGACAUUCCGAAACCUCGCAGGAUCCUGCGCUCGUCCUGGGGCAGCAACCCCUACAUCCGCGGCUCGUACUCCUUCACCCGCGUGGGGUCCAGCGGGGGCGACGUGGAGCGGCUCGGCAUGCCCCUCCCUUACGCCGAGAGCACCAAGGCGCCGCCUCUACAGGUGCUGUUUGCUGGGGAAGCCACCCACAGAAAAUAUUAUUCCACUACCCAUGGUGCUUUGCUGUCAGGCCAGAGGGAGGCCACUCGCCUGAUAGACAUGUACCAGGACUUGUACAAUGCAGAUGCCACAAAGCCUAACGUGUAAAAUGAACCACUGACUAGUGAAUAAAACUCUGUGUUUUCUUGCUUUUUGUUUUUAAUAUAUUACAGUAGAGGGCAUUACAUUAUAAAAAUAAUAAUAAUAAUAAUAAUAAUAAUGAUAAUAAUGAAGCUGAAUUUUUACUGUAUUUAGACCUAGAGCUCUGUAGAUUUUCCUUUGAUUGAGAUGUACUGUAUGGGGUGACAGAGAGAGUACUGUCAUCUGGUUCUUAUACUGUUUUUUUAAAUUGAUAAAUAUGUUCAUAACACUUCUAUAAUUUAACUUGUUUUGUAAGUGCCUUCUGUAUGUAAUGUUAUGUUAUUGACGAAAGAACAUGAAAAAUAAAUAAAUUGAAUAUUAAUGUUU